AUGACGGACCCAACGCUGAGGACACCGACGCUCCCGCGGAUGUUCGUGCCGCCGGCCAAGCCGCCCCUAGCCGGGUUAACGCCGAGCCAUCCACCGGGCGACCGAACAAGUAAGGCGGAGAAAUUUUGGCGGAAAGUCGUCUCACGGCGCGUCCGGAAUAACCCGGAGAGGAUCCGCCGCGGGAUCGACGGACGAUGGCGACCACCGGAGGAUAUGCCGGUGAUCAACCUCUCCGAGGAGGAGGACGGGCCACCGACCGACGCCGCUCCCGCCUCCGCUCCGACCGCCGGGCCCACCAUCAGGCUUAUCGAAGUGGUCCCGCGCCACACUUUCCGGUUGGUGAGACCCCCGGACGGAGGAAGAACAUCCGCCGUUUCUGCAGCCGGAGCCGCGGCCCCAGCCAUCACGCCCAGAACAGCCGCCAGCAGAAACGUCCACACGGCCAUUCCGGGCCCUGGUAUAAGGGCCACCCACACUGCCGCCCCAAUCGUUCGGCCCCCCGCACCAGCGACAAGAAACACGCCAGCCACCGCUACCCCCGGACCAACACCGGACUCCACGCAGAAGAGGACGGAGCCGCGGAUGCCCCGCGACCCCUUCUGUGUGAGACCGACACCGCGGGAGGAGCGGGACGUGGUGGUGGACGGGUGCCUGAUCCGGGUGCCCAUCGGCAGUAAGCGCUGGCGCACCCGGAUCGGGAAGAUUAAAUACGCCCUCCGCCUCAAUCCAGCCACCGGAGACGUGCGACAUUGGUCGAAGCGCCAAGUAUAA
This is a messenger RNA of Vollenhovia emeryi, 771 nucleotides long. RefSeq names its product gametogenetin-like. Lineage: Eukaryota; Metazoa; Arthropoda; Insecta; Hymenoptera; Formicidae. The transcript has a single exon. Bases 1 to 771 code for a protein of 256 amino acids. The record is from RefSeq and is a predicted model, not a curated record.